AGGAGGGUACGGGUGUGUUUCGAGAAUGUUUUCCAAACUCUUAUCGCUGGGCCUGUGUCUGGGUCUGGGGCUCAUCGCGCUAUGUGCGCAGUUGGCCACCGCCCGUCCCCAGAAUCCCUACUACGUGGAGAGCUCGCGCAGCGGCGAGGGCGGCUACGGACAGUCCUCAAGGCAUCAGCAUCACAGUCAUAGGCGAGGCCAUGGAUCUGGCCCGGGAUUCUCUGGCGGAUAUGGUCCUCCACAGCAGCCCGGGUUUGGUGGGAGGUCCCCACAACCAUCGCCCCACUACGAUCCCUAUAACCAACAGCCUGGCAGUCCCUUCCGCGGACAGCAGCCUGGGGGCUUCCGUCCCCACCCCGGACAGGGAGGCCGACAUUCUGGUGGAGAUUUCCACAGAGGACAAAAUGGAUUCCAACAGCCAGGAGGAUACCAGCCAGGACAAGGUCAAGGAGGAUUCCAGCGGCCAGGUGAAGGAGGUUUCCAGCAGCCAGGUGAAGGAGGUUUCCAGCAGCCAGGACAAGGUCAAGGAGGAUUACAGCAGCCAGGUCAAGGUCAAGGAGGAUUCCAGCAGCCAGGACAAGGUCAAGGAGGAUUACAGCAGCCAGGUCAAGGUCAAGGAGGAUUCCAGCGGCCAGGACAAGGUCAAGGUGGAUUCCAGCAGCCAGGACAAGGUCAAGGAGGAUUCCAGCCGCCAGGUCAAGGUCAAGGAGGAUUCCAGCCGCCAGGACAAGGUCAAGGAGGAUUCCAGCAGCCAGGUGAAGGUGGUUUCCAGCAGCCAGGACAAGGCCAGGGAGGUUUUCAGGAGCCAGGUCAAGGUCGAGGAGGAUUCCAGCGGCCAGGUGAAGGAGGAUUCCGUCAGCCGGUAGCAAAACAACCAGACAGUCCUGGAAAUUCUCAUCCAGAUCAAGAUGAGGGCUUUCAGAAGCCGCAGCCAGGAAGUGGAGGGAAUCCUAUCCAGCCUCGUCCAGGACAGGGUCAGCAGCCGGGUUUCCAGCAGCCAGGAGGCGCUUCAAAUCCCAUCCAGCCUCGUCCAGGCACUGACGGCGAGGAUUUUUCCCAGUUUCACUUCCAGACACCCAACACGGUACAGCCCCGACCAGGUCAAGGUCAAGAGCAGCCCGGGCAAGGGGGCAGCACCAUCCAGCCGAGACCAGGAGAUGAUGGCGAUGCUUUGAAGGAUAUUUUCAACACCCACGACUUCCUGUCGCCCAGCCUGAAUCAAGGCGGAGGCCACAGGGAUCCCAAGUCGGAGACCGAGGAUGCCGUACCGUCAUCCGUUAACCAGCGCAAUCUCUUCAAUACGGAUCCCAUUUGCACGGACGGAACCGUUCUCAUGGCGGGACGUUGUCGCAAAGCGGCCUAGGGCAACGGCAACGGCAACAUGGGUGCUAUCAUGACUGGUCGUUUUGUAUGUCAACAUCUAUUUUCAUAAAUGCAUCAUACAGUUGUCUUUUAUAACAAUAAAAUUGGCUUUAUUCUGAGUAAUCGAAA
Molecule: messenger RNA, 1491 nt
Organism: Drosophila persimilis
Lineage: Eukaryota; Metazoa; Arthropoda; Insecta; Diptera; Drosophilidae
Gene: Gbp2
Product: glutenin, high molecular weight subunit DX5
Exons: 2
Coding region: 26-1363 (445 amino acids)
Source: RefSeq, a predicted model, not a curated record